Ixodes scapularis (black-legged tick) is the source of this 622-nucleotide messenger RNA. RefSeq names its product ferric-chelate reductase 1-like. The record is from RefSeq and is a predicted model, not a curated record. The transcript has 4 exons. Gene Ontology annotation, molecular function: oxidoreductase activity, acting on metal ions. NCBI's taxonomy places the organism in Eukaryota, Metazoa, Arthropoda, Arachnida, Ixodida, Ixodidae. The coding region runs from base 53 to 613 and encodes 186 amino acids.
CCUGCUGCAAACUUCCGUACGACGUUGGUUUUACAGCUCUGCGAGAAGCAAAAUGGCAUCCCCAACGGUGACAUUAUCAGCCCUGCUGCUGCUUCUGCUGCUUCUCGGGGUCUGCGAGGGUCACCCCGACGGAGCAGACGAAGAGUCGUGCAAGGACAUGUUGCCUGAACACGGCUGCGAAGGCAAAAGCGCCGAGGAAGGCUACGCCGAGGGAUACCGUCUCGUCCAGGCAAAGGACUACUACAAUGCAAGCGAUGUUUUCUUAGUGUCGCUGUUGAGCGUGGGGUCGCCCUUCAAGGGAUUCCUCAUCAAGGCCUUUGACGAGAACGAAAAGGACCUGGGCUCCUUCAGAAGCACCGGACCCGACGCGAAAAAGAUGACGCACUGCGCCGGAAUCACGCACACCGACAACGACGACAAGCGCCACGUCUUGGUCAACUGGGUGGCUCCGGCCGAUCGCGCGGGCAAAGUGCAUUUCAAGGUCACCGUUGUAAAGGAUUUCAGCAACUUCUAUUUAGGUCUGGCCGGCACACUUCCUAGACUCAACUUGAUCAAUUGGCAGGAAGAGGACGAAUAUUCGCACCCCUUGGAAAAUUAUUUAUACACAAAAUGAGGAAAGGAA